Musca domestica (house fly) is the source of this 10413-nucleotide messenger RNA. RefSeq lists its product as uncharacterized. The transcript is spliced from 6 exons. The record is from RefSeq and is a predicted model, not a curated record. Gene Ontology annotation, biological process: deadenylation-dependent decapping of nuclear-transcribed mRNA; nuclear-transcribed mRNA catabolic process, nonsense-mediated decay. Gene Ontology annotation, molecular function: 5'-(N(7)-methylguanosine 5'-triphospho)-[mRNA] hydrolase activity; manganese ion binding; RNA binding. Bases 749 to 4012 code for a protein of 1087 amino acids. Lineage: Eukaryota; Metazoa; Arthropoda; Insecta; Diptera; Muscidae. Gene Ontology annotation, cellular component: cytoplasm; P-body.
UUCAAAACGAACAACGCAAGCAAAGACAAGGAGCGUACAAGUGAAGAAAAAAAUUAAAUUUCUCCUUAAAAAAGCUACAAAAUCGUUUAAAACUAGUGAAUUUUAUGGAAAAUAUCGUGUACAUAAUCUACAGUUUUUGUGUAUUUUCGAAAAAUUGACAAACGAAGGCUUGAAAAAAGCCAGUGAAAACGGAAAAUAUUUUUUUAGAAAGUUCACACAAAAAAAAUUGAUGAACUGAAGAAAAAAACAAAGAUACAUACGCACGCACACACACAGCCAGCCAGCUAGCCAGUGAAUUGUGUAUCGGUGGUGAAAAAGGUGUACUAAAAAGUAAUAAUUUUAGUACAAGCCAUUUUUAGAUGACAAUUUAUUGUUUGUUUUCGUCGUUUUUCAAAACAAAACACAAUUUGUAAAUGGCUUUUAAAGGUACACAUAUGAAAUAUAUGUAUGUACACAAUGGAAAAUAACAGCAAACCAAUUCUGCAAAGUUCAAUAAAUUGUUCGAAGUAAGGAUAAGGGAUCGAGAGAACAAAUCAAUAGCCCCAAAUAAUUGAACUUAAAAGUAAAGAAUAAAAUUCACUAAGCGAUUGGAGAGACUUAAUACAAAUGUGAGAAGCCCCGCAGUUUUAAUUUCGUAGAAAAAAAUUCAAUUGUGAUAAAAAGCAAAGAAAACCGAACGAAUAUUGACAACUACAAAGUAAAGUGUACAAAAUAAAACAAAAAAGGAUAAUUGGAACGAAGUUAAAACAUGGAAAUUGCCUUAAAUUCGGAUACACCAGGAGGUUUCAAACAUGAAAAUGCUUUAGCCUCCAAUAAUGGACUAGCGCUCCUUGCAUCACUUACGCUUAAAAAUGCACUAAAUAUCAACAGUAAUAACAAUAAUAACAACAACAACUAUAAAAAUAACAAUAACACAAAAAACAACACCAUCACAGCAGCAGUAGCAUCAACAGCAUCACUACACCAACACCAACAACAACAGCCGCAAUAUGUUUCUUCAGCUAAGAUCUCCUCAACAUCGUUGUCGUCCUCAUCUUCAUUGGUGGUGUCUAAUUCAGCACUGCAAUUCCAAAAACCGCAUCAACAACCACAGACGCCACAGAUACAAGAACUUAAGUUAUUUACAUUUAAUGGACUACCGGAACAACAACAACACCACCACAGUGUAGUGGAAGCAGCAGCAGUAGUGGCAUCUUCUGCCAGCAUUUCAACAACCACCAGAACAACUUUAAAUGGACCUGAUCAUCAUCAACAACAACAACAACAGACCACGGCCACGGUUGCCAUAGCAGCCGGCUUAGUUCCCUCUUCCUCCUCUUCGUCCUUGACAACCUCAGCCACCGCUAACAAAAAUUCUUCCUCGACAUCAACGAAUCAUCAGCAACAUAAUCAUUAUCAUCAGACAAAUACCACCACCACCACCUCUAGUGCAAAAGAUCCUACCACAGCUUUAAUUGAAGCCUUAUCUAUAAAACCAACAGGAACAACAACAAAGAAACAAAAUCAAAACCAACAACAGCAGCAAGUGGGAACAGCAACAACAUCAGCUACAACCACAUCGACAUCAUCAACAGCUGUGAUAAAUGGUGGUAAUGGCACAGGUGGAGGAGGUGCAGGCGGCAAUGGCAGCAAAAAUAAUUUUAAAAUUCCGUCCGAUAUACUUGAUGAUCUGGCCAGUCGUUUCAUUAUCAACGUGCCCGACAUGGAGCUAAGCAAUAUGAUACGUAUAUGCUUUCAAAUCGAGUUGGCCCAUUGGUUUUAUUUGGACUUCUUUUGUGCCUCCGAGGAGGACAAUAAACUGCAAACUUGUGGUAUUAAAACAUUUGCUAUGCAAUUAUUUCAGCAUAUACCAUUCCUACAACAACAUUUAUCUUCGGUAGAUAAAAUCUUGGAAGAUUGGAAAAAUUACAAGUUAUCGGUGCCAACAUUUGGGGCUAUACUUAUAUCGGAGGAUCUCAACUAUUGCCUGUUAGUGCAAUCAUAUUUUGCCAAAAGUUCAUGGGGUUUCCCAAAGGGAAAGGUUAAUGAAAACGAAGAUCCGGUACACUGUGCCACCAGAGAGGUUUUUGAGGAAACCGGCUACGAUAUCACCGAACUAAUUGUACCAAAUGAUUACAUUGAAGCUGUUAUCAAUUAUCAAUACACUCGCCUGUAUAUAGUGCGCGAUGUUUCGUUAGAAACGAAAUUCUCACCGCGCACACGUAAUGAGAUUAAAUGCUGUGAUUGGUUUCCCAUUGAUUCAUUGCCUGUUAAUCGUAAUGAUGCCAUAUCAAAAGCCAAAUUAGGCAUAAAUGCCAAUUCCUUUUUUAUGAUAAUACCAUUUGUGAAGCGCUUAAAGAAGUGGGUUAACGACAAGCGAAAUGGUGUUGAGACACGUCGUCGCAAAUUCUCUGGCGGCGGUGGCGUUGGUGGUUCACCCACAUCCACCUCCCCCGUGACCACAUUCAAUAGCAACCACAACAAUGGUCUGCCACAACAAACCAAAUCUAGUUGUAAAAAAUCCAAGCAUUUGCAACAGCGUAACAAUAUAAAUAAUACUAAUAAUAAUACCAAUAAUAAUGAUGAUAAAAAUGCCUUAAACGGUGGUGCUUUGGCUGCAUCAUCCAUAUCCUGCAAUGGGAAUACAUGUUCCAAUAAUAAUAAUAAUAACAAUACAAAUAAUAAUAAUAACAGCAAUUCAAAUCGUUCUAAAAGACAACGCCAUAAAUCCAUGGGUGAUUUGGAUGGUAUUAAAUUAAAUAAUAAUUUUAACUAUAAUAAUAAUAACAACAACAACAAUAUCUGUAAUAAUAAUCAAAGUAAUUGUAAGACAUUAAACAACAACAACAAUAACUGUGGUUCUACUAUAACAAAUCAGCAACAACAACAAUCAUCAAAUUUAUCAACGACAAACGCCACAACUAGUGGUGUAAACACCCAAAACAGCAACAACAACAACAUCAAUAACAGCAAUCAAAAAAGGCAUUCAAAACUUGUUGCUGCUGGCAGCAAUGUUUCCAAUAACAACAACAACAACAACAACAACAAUGGUUGCAACAAUACCAAUAACAACAAUGUUAAUAAUUCAACAACAGCAACAUCAUCAUCGUCAUCAUCUUCAAAGCGUCAAUUGUUCCACAGCCAAAGUCAUUGCAGCAAUUUACACCAACAACAAAAUGGUGAAAAGAUUAUAAGUUCGUUUGAUUUGAUACGUAAAGAGAAACAACAAAUGAAAGCAGCUAUGGCAAAAUCUCAGAAACAGCAGCAGAACAAUUUAAGUGGACGUCAAAGGGCCAAGUCGCAAAGUGAUAAGAUGUGUAUGCAACAACAUUAUCAACAGCAACAGCAACAACAACAAUUGAAUCAUAAAAAUACAAAUGUAAAUAAUACCGUUAACACAAACAAACAACAACAACAACAGCCGCCACCACCACCACAACGUUUAUUGAAACAACAAUCAAUGAUUGUUACCAAUUCCACAAUGAUGUUGAGUACAAAUAGCAGCAACAAUAAAACCAACAAUCAUCUUCAUCAUCAUAACCACAAUAACAACAACAAUAAAAUGAAUGUAAAUACAAAUAACAACAACAACAACAAUACAGGUUAUCGUACCCCAACGCCACCACCUUUAAGUGGCAAUGAUUUGUUGGCAUUAGCCGCUGCUGCAGCUGCCAAUGGUUUUAUCAACAAUACCACCAAUACCAUUUUACAACAACAGAACAACAAGGUCAUCAACAAUUCUGGUGGCGGUGGUGUCCAAUUGAAGCCACGUCCUUCAUCAGUAUCAUUGCAUUUCCCCGAAAUGGUCUCAUUGAAACGAGAAAACACUGAUUUGCAUACAAUGCAACAGUUACAGCAGCAGCAGCCGCAAUUGCAACGCAUGGCAUCGGGUACAAAUCUACGCAUACUUAGACGUUCAACAUCUCAUCAGCCACAGCAGCAGCAACAACAAAGGCAGUCUUUUACACCAAGUUUCAAUUCAUGGACUAAUUUUACAUUUACCAAAAAUUUUAUGGCCAAUGUUUUUUGUUAAAUGAGAUUUUUUCUUCAGCGAAAAAAUUUUCUACAAAAUUUGGUGAAUUUUUCUUUUCAUAUCAGAAAAACAAAAAAAAGAAAAGAAAAACAUCUAAAGGACGCUUUUGUGAAGGUGAUUUUUUUAUUAUUAUUGUUUUCUUUUUUGUUUUAUAAAUUGAAAAAUUUUUGGUACUUGGUUUUUAUUUUUGGUUUUUUUAUUAGUUUUGAAAAACAAAAUUGAAAUUCUCAAAAUAUUUUUUUAAAGUAGUACCAAAAUUUGUUCAAUUUUUUUAUUUUAUUUUUUGUUUAUUUUUUUUUCUUAUUUUGCUUUUUAAUUUUCCCUCCCCCCUUUGACAAAUUGAAUUAAAACUUACAAUGACCGCCCCUCCCCCCACAAACAUAUGGAAUAUGAAGUGAAAUUCUUAUUUCAAAUAAUGUAUUCAAAUAAUUGCUCAAACUACUUAAAAAGCUUUAGCCGUAUUCAAAAUAUUUUCUGCAAUUAUUUUCUUUUCUUUUUUUGGUUUCAGUUUUUGUAAAUCUAAUUUCUAUGCUUAUCCUUAAAUUUUAAUGUAUAGUUUAAAACAUGGCCUAUAUAUAGUCGGCCAGUAAGAAGGCCAUCUGACAACUAAAGUUGAGAGAGCAUAGAAGGCUUUUCUAACUGGCUUCUUCGUAGAGAAACAAUGGAGUUUUAGGUUGACUCUGUUCGAUUUUGGCCUUACGCUCCUUUGUUUUUUUACAAAAAAAAAAGGGAGUAAAUGGCUUAAGUCAUUCAAAAAAAUGUUUUAUGUAUUCUCACCUUAAGUUUGCUUGCUAUCACAAGAUACAUAUUGUGAUUUAGAAUUUAAAGAAAGUCGCAUCAAAAAGUUUAAAAACUGCCAAGUUUUUUUGUCAUAUUGUUAGAAGCAAUCUUCCUGGCCGACGACCAUAUGUAAGCCUUGAUUUAAAAUUCCAUUUGACAGCCUAUUUUGUAUUUAAUGUAAGUUUGAAUUUUAUUUCUCUUUUUUGUGAUUUCAUUUUUAAAAAAUUUUUAAGUUCAAAUAUUAUUUCUUUUUAAUUUUGCAUGAUAUUUUUAGUUUAUACUCUAUCCCCUCCCCCCAUCCCCCAAUGAAACCCAAAUUCCUUACCAUACAAAUUGUUAGUUUUCCUUAAGAGUAUCAGAAAUGGAAAAGAAAACCCCUGUAAUGCUUGAAAUUUAUUAUUGUUCUUUGAGUGAUAGAAAAUGAUGAAGGAAAAAAAGCAAUUAGUGAAAUUUACCCACCACUAGAUUCAACUGCCUUUUUUGUAGGACAUUCUUAAGAUAUCUUAACACAAUUCAAUAACCCUUUAGCCUAUACCAAAUUCUCUUAAACGGGUUUAAAUGGCAAUAUCUUAAUGUUAAUUUAAUUUCCUUAAGAGAAAUGUAGUUUAUUUUUUCUUUUUGUAAAUACACCAUUAAAAAGAUGUGGACUUAGUGGUCCUAUACAUCCACCAAAAAUUGUUUUUUAAAAAGAGAUUUUUUUUGCUUGAAAACUAGUUUCAUAAAGAUUAAAUUUUUAUGUCCUCACUGCUUCCACAUCGAAACAAGCAUACAUUUCGUUUCCCUUGAUGAUAGCUCUUUUUGGGAAAAUUUCAAAUUGUUACAAAUUUUUAUGGAAUUUCUCUUUGAAACUUUUUGUUUUAGAAAACUUCAAAGGGGAUCAAUAAAAAUAUGGAUUAUUAUUAAACAACAACACCCCUCCCCAUCUUUCAAUCAAGUAUCAAUUCCACCAAAAGAAUACUUGAAGAGAUGAAAAAGAAAACAAAAGAUUUAAAUCCAAACUUUAAUUUUUCAAAAAACCUAAACCUUAAAUCGUGAAACCUUAAAAAUCGUAAAAAUUCCUCAUGUUUUUGAAUUGUUUAUGCAUUUGGUAAAUUAAAUUAACUUUUGAAGACCUAAAGCAAAUCCUCAAUAAUUUUUUUUUUUUUAAUGCACAGCAUUCACCAUUAAAAUGCGUUUUUUUUUUGUCAUAAAAUAUCUCCUUUGAGGACUUUUAAUUCAGCCUAAAAGUAUGCUUUAAUUUUCUUAAACAAAGUACACACUUAACGUUCUCCUGAGUAAAAGCAUAAAUAAUAUAUGUAUUAAUAGUGGUGAGAGACUCUCUUGCCCUGCGAAUUGAAUGGCAAUUAAGAAUCGAAAGAGAAUAUGUGUGCUUUUUCGUUCGAGGAUGCUAAUAUAAUCGUUUGUUUUCUUUUUUCAUCAUCGAAUUUAAACAAAUAUUUAAGAAAAUUGCAAAAUUAUUUUUUCUUUCUUUUGGAAAACCAAAACAAACACCCGAAAGUCCUCAAAACUAAAACAAGUCUUCCUCUCUUAAAAAAAAAAAAAAAAACAAAUAACAAAAAGAAUAUUGGAAUGUUUAACAAAAUUAAAUAAUGAAAUUUUCUUUCGAAACAUAAUUUUCUUAAAUAUUUGUUUAAAAUAUAUAUACCCCACUCCCCCUAUAAACAAACAACAACAAUCCCUUUUUCUAAACAAAAAAUUACCAAACAAACGAAUUAUUAUUCAUAUUUAAAUAUAUAUAUGAAACAAAGCCUGGAAGAAGGAACCCAGCAUAUAUAGCAUAAGAAAACUACUAUUCUCAACAAAACAAUUUUCAAAUUUCCAUUUAUUUUUGUUGAAUACAGUUUUGAGAAUAAUUUGUAACAUGUCCUAAAGAACUACAUGGGGAAUUUUUAUUUAAUUUUUAUCUUUCCUCAUUUUAAAUGAAUGGGGAGAAACCAAAACAUGCAGGAAGAUUUAGAAUUUUUAAACCGAAACUGAACUGAAUCAAUUACUCUUGGAUUUUAUUUCACAUUUUAAUAACGAUAAUUAAAACAAAAUUUAGCACCUCCCAAAUAAUUUGGAAUGAGGACGAGUUGACGAAAGUGACAAAUUCAUUCCCCACAAGUGAAUAUUAAAAAUUGAACUGCAAAUCUCUCCAUUUGUAACUUUUUGAAGUUAAGUGGUAAAUUAUUUGAUAUUUGGGCCCUCAGCUUAAAUCCUAUAUAUCUUAAAAUCACUCGUAUUUGAAAGUUGUGUAUUAAAGUCCUGUUUUUUAUGAAUGCGAAAAAAAUUUCAAAUGUUUUUUUUUUAAACCGACCCACACUUUUUACUUUUUUAUUAUUUUAAUUAAAUCAACAAUUUUAAAAUAAAAUUUGAAAUUGUAUUUUUUGUUGGAAUUCACUUCCGUAUCGGCAUAUAGAAACAUGACCAAAAUACAAAAUGUUAAAUAAGAGGAUUUAAGCCCUUUAGGAUUUAAAUUGGGGGCUCGAAAUGUGAAACAGAUUUUAACAGGACUCGAAGAGCUACAAAGUGGGAAAUGUACAAUUCCAUUCAGCCUACCCAAUUGUUUUGUUGAGAAUUUUAUUUACUUAUAAGGCUUUUAUUUUUUAUAUUAAGGAUUUUGAAAAUCCUUUUUAUAAUAAAUUAUAUAUAUGAAACAAAAACACAAGAACAAUGUACAAACAAAAAACAACUCCAACCUGGUUUUUUGUAAACUAUAUAAAAAAAGAUGAGAUACUCUUACAUCAUCUGAUUAUUCCGUCUCGUUGGGAUUAGGGAAUUUCACAAGGCAUGGGUUUUGCAGAAACAAAGUUUUCAAAGAAUUCAUUUUUUAUAAAAAUUUAUGAAUUUAAAAAUGAAAGACUUCGAGACUUUAAAACUGAGUUCAUUUUGGAAUCCCCGUGUCCUAACGGGGCAUAAACGAUUUUAUUUAAUUUUAUAAAAUCUCAACAAGUUGUGAAGGUAAAAUGUGAAAAAGGAAACUUAUGGCAACAAAUUUUUAUAAAAAAUAUUUGAAUUAUGUAUUUUGUAAAUUAGGGGAUAUCCCAGCGUGGGAAUUUUGAAAAUUUCCUGAGAUCAAACCUUAUAAUUUCAAAUUUUCAACUUAAUUUUUAAAUAUCCAUCAUUUGUUUUUAUUUUUUUUUCAUUCGCUUAAAUUUUCUUUGGAUAUUGUAAAGAAGAUCUCAAAAUUGAAUUUUGAAUUUGGAAAAUUUCCUAACCUCAAAACUUUUUUGAAGAUAUCCAAAUUUGAGCUGAAAUUAGAUUCUUCCGGCAAUUGCAAUAAAAACAUCCUAAACCCCUUUCCAAUGUAUAUUAGAGAUGUAUCCAAGAGUGCAAAUCUUGAAUUUUGAAAUUUUCCUAACCUCAAACUUUUUGUGAGGUUAUGAUUUCAACUGAGUAUUGAAUUAUACAUCAUUUGUUUUUUUAUUUGCAUUUAUUUCAUUUAGACAUUGUUAAAAAGGUACAAGGGAGGAAAUUUUUGAAUUUUUUUAAAAAUUUCUAACCUCAACUUUUCUUGUGAGGUUAUGAUUUGAAAUAAACUGAAUUAUGAUUUUUUACGUCAAUUGCAAUAAAACCGGGUAUAAACACCUUUUUUUAAUGUAAAUUAGGCAUAUCCAAAGAAUAACAUUUUGAAAUCUUCCUAACCUCAAACUUUUUGUGAGGUUAUGAUUUCUAAAAAGAAGGAUCUUCGAAUUUUUCUGCCAAUUACAAGAAAACCGGCUCAAACAACGUUUUUAAUGUAAAUUAGGAACAUACAAGGGAGAACAUUUUGAAUUUUUAAAAUUUCCUAACCUCAAUCUUUUUGUUGAGGUUAUGAUUUAAAAAAAAAAAAACAGAUUUUUGAAUUUUCCCCCAAAUUACAAUAAAACCAGCUUCAACACCUUUUUCAAUGUAAAUUGGGAACAUCCAAGGGAACAAAUUUUGAAUUUUUUAAAUUUCCUAACCUCAAAUUUUUAUGUGAGGUUAUGAUUUAAAAUAAACUACAUUUUUUUUAAUGUAAAUUAGGGAUAUCCAAAGAAGUGAAUUUUGAUUUCCAACUGAUUUGUAAUUAUAUAAUAUUUUCAAAUACGGAUUCCAUUUCUCGACCUUGAAACGUUCCUUUUCACACUUUACCUCCACUACUUGCACAACAAAAUUUUGCCAAAAAUUUGUAAAUAGAUUGCAUAACAAAGACAACUCAAUAUUCCAUCCUUUGCAAUCCCAUCAAAUGUUUGACAAAAUUUUUGUUAAAAAAAUAAAACAUAUUUAAUAAACAAACAAAAAAAAAGAAUGGUUUUCUACACAACACAACAACAACAAAUAGUUUUGGUCAAUUAAUCAACAACAAAUGAAGGAGAAGAAAAAUGAAACCCGCCCAGUAACAAGGACAAAUAAAGUACAAUGUAUGUUGUGCAGUGAAAUAUUUGAAUAAUUUGUGAAAAAAUCUUAUUUUUCAAAACAAAAACGUUGACCUUUGAAUGUGAACAUUUUGAGAUACACGAAACAUCUUCUUUUAAUUAUUCUUGGAAAGUAUGGAAAAACAUUAUUAUUUUUGGCAAAGUGCAAAAUAAAAUCUUAUUUUUUAAGAGAAAACUUAAAACAUUGUCUUAAGAUUUGAGUUAAAACCUAAAAAUCCUUUAUCUGUAACAGAUCUCCUACUUAAUAUUAGUUAUGAAAUCAAUGUUUUUUUAAGGGGAAAUCAUUAAAUUGUUGGCAGCGUGUUUAUUUUCAGGAAAAAUAAAAUAAAAUUGUUCUAUGCAGAGACAUAUCAAAACCUCAAUUAAUAAAUUAAUUGAAUUCAAAUAAUGAAAUUAUAUAUCUCGAAAUCACAAUCAACAUGAAUUUCAAUAGAGAAUUAGAAAUAUUACCAAACAAAUGUCAAUACAAUUUAAUGUUUUCAUCUGGUGAAAUUUGAAGAUGAUGUUGUUGCCUUUACUUUUUAUGAUUUGAAAUGAGAUGAGAAUUUAAUUUUAUAUUGUACAUGUAUUUCAUUUAUAUAUAGACAUAUGUAUUGUUUUGCUAUGCAUUUGUUAUAACGAAUAUAUUUUGUUAUUAUCACAACAACAACAACAAAUUUAUAAUAUGAAAACCAACAAAAUAUUCUAAAGCACACCUUACAGCAUCAAAACCCUUAAUGCCACCCAAAAAUUAUACCACCUACCCAAAACUUUAUAUAUAAUUUCUUUUAUAUUACCAUAAGCCACCAUGUUACCUAAUUUGUAUCCAAUAAUCUUCCAACUAUUCAUAUUAUUGAUAUAGAAUCCUAUCUAAGACCAUAUGUUGUAAAUUAAAAAAAAAAAAAAGAAAAAUGUAAUAAUUGAAUUUCAAUGACAACGACGAUAAUUGGCUGCUGGUUCACAAAAAAAAAAUUUUUUUUGAAUUAUAUAUUUCCCCCCUCAUUGAUACCAGUUUGUUAACCCCUCUCCUCCUGUAUUAUUUAAGUUAUCCUCCACGAAAAAAACUGUGUUAUUGUAAAAUCAAAUUUAAAAUUAGACUUUAUUUUGUACUUUUGAACAAAAUCGACACACCAUCCAAAUGUAAUGUGUAUAAAAUAAAAAAGAAGAAUAAUUCGAGAAAAAAAGAAAAACGAAAAGAUUGAAAAUAAAUGCAAAGAAAACUAUGAAACACCAAAACAAGAACAGCAAAAAAAAAAAAAAACAAAA